This is a messenger RNA of Daucus carota subsp. sativus, 2131 nucleotides long. RefSeq lists its product as uncharacterized. The record is from RefSeq and is a predicted model, not a curated record. The coding region runs from base 162 to 2003 and encodes 613 amino acids. NCBI's taxonomy places the organism in Eukaryota, Viridiplantae, Streptophyta, Magnoliopsida, Apiales, Apiaceae. The transcript has a single exon.
ACCCAAAGUCCCGAAAAAAUUUCGCAAGCCGAAACAAAUAACCCUGCUACGGGCCUACGGCAGUUCGCAUCAUGAUUUACAGAAAGUCUGAAACCCUCAUCUCCUAUCAGAUACUAUAAACCCUAAUUAAAAACCCUUGCAUCUUCACCUGUUAAUUCAUCAUGGAAUUCAUUACUGCACUGAGAUCCGGAUUCAACGUACCCCCAAACACGAUGGGCUUAACAGAAAACAACUCCGCCACUUUCUUGUCUUCCGCCAAUCCUUGUCUCGAUUUCUUCUUCCACGUCGUCCCCGACACGCCGCCAUCUCAACUAGUCCAGCGCCUAGAAAGAUCUUGGUCUCAUGAUCCACUCACCACUCUCAAACUUAUCUGUAAUCUCCGAGGUGUUAGAGGCACCGGCAAGUCUGAUAAAGAAGGCUUUUACACUGCUGCAUUGUGGCUACACCAGCACCACCCCAAAACCCUAGCGUGUAAUGUGAAUGCUUACGUGGCGUUUGGGUAUUUUAAGGAUUUGUUGGAGAUCUUGUUUAGGAUACUGCAAGGUGGUGAUGCUAGGGCGAGGGUAAAGAGGGAAAGGAAGGCGAUGAAGCCGUCGAAAGGGAGAGGGGGAUUGAGAGGGGUUCAGGGGGAUGUGAAGUUUAAGGCGGAUUCGAGGAAGAAGGAGAGGGAAUUGAGGGAUUUGAUUCCGAGGGAAGUGAGGAUUGAGGCUAAUAAGGCGAAAGUGAUGGAUGAUAAACAGAGGGCUAGGAAGUUGAGGAAGGAGAAAGAGGCUGAAAGAGUGAAAAAAGCUGUGGAUAUGUAUGAUAAUGAUGUGAAUUAUAGGUUCUUGCAUGAAAGUGUUUCGACUCUUUUUGCAGAGGUUCUUAAGGCGGAUAUGGAGUUGUUGAAUUUGAAGAAGGCUAAGAGUAUUAGUUUGGCAGGGAAGUGGUGCCCGUCUGUUGAUUCGUCGUAUGAUAAGUACACAUUGAUAUGUGCUAGUAUUGCCAAGAAACUGUUUCCGAGGGAAAUUUAUUCUGAGUAUGAAGGGGUUGGGGAUGAUAAGUAUGAAUUGGCGGUAAGAGAUAGGUUGAGGAAACAGGUGCUUGUUCCGCUUCAUGAGGCGCUUCAGUUGCCUGAGGUUUACAUGAGUGCAAGGAAGUGGGACUCUCUUCCUUACAAAAGAGUUGCUUCUGUAGCUAUGAAGACUUAUACUGAUAUUUUCAUGGAUCAUGAUAAAGAGAGGUUUAGCCAGUAUCUUGAAGAUGUGAAGCAAGGGAAAGCAAAGAUUGCAGCCGGGGCAUUGCUUCCACAUGAUAUAAUCAAGUCUUGUUUGGCUGGUCAUAGUGAUGGACAAGAGGCUGUGGCAGAGCUGCAGUGGAAACAAAUGGUGGAUGAUAUGUUGAAGAAAGGCAAAUUGACGAAUUGUAUUGCGGUCAGUGAUGUCUCGGGAAGUAUGGCAGGUACACCGAUGGAAGUUUCUGUUGCCCUUGGUUUAUUAGUUUCGGAACUUAGUGAUGAGCCUUGGAAAGGACAGCUAAUUACAUUUAGCUCUAACCCUGAACUUCAUGUAAUUGAUGGGAACAAUCUCCGCGAGAAGUGUGAAUUUAUUAAGAAUAUGAACUGGAAUAUGAAUACGGAUUUUCAGAAGGUGUUUGAUAAAAUAUUACAGAUUGCAGUUGAUGCAAAGCUGAGUCAAGAGCAAAUGGUAAAGAGGUUGUUUGUUUUCAGUGAUAUGGAGUUUGAUCAGGCAUCUUUGCAUCCGUGGGAGACUGAUUACAUGGUGAUUCAGAGGAAAUUCAGGGAGAAGGGGUAUGAAAAAGUGCCUGAAAUUGUGUUUUGGAACCUCAGGAACUCUUCUGCAACACCUGUCAAAGCCACAGAAAAUGGGGUAGCUCUGCUUAGUGGGUUCUCAAAGAAUUUGCUGACCAUCUUCUUGGAAGAAGGGGGAGAUAUGAAUCCUGAAGCUGUGAUGAAGGCUGCGAUUUCUGGUGACGACUAUCAGAAACUAGUUUUAUAUGACUGAUUGAUAGAGGAAUGAGGAUAUAUAUAUGUUUUGAAGUUCUCAGUUAUAUAAUGUGGUUUUUGAUAUUUGUUAUCUGAAUCUUGGGAUAUAUUUGAAUAUAUAAAAACAUAUUUUGUUUUUGGGCUGAA